This is a messenger RNA of Pocillopora verrucosa, 1376 nucleotides long. Lineage: Eukaryota; Metazoa; Cnidaria; Anthozoa; Scleractinia; Pocilloporidae. The record is from RefSeq and is a predicted model, not a curated record.
CGUAAACCUCUCUCUCAAAUUCGACUGAGUGUUUUUAUGUCCCUUGGAGUUGGACAAAUUAUCUUCCUCGCUGGAAUAAACGCCACAGAAAACAAAGCUGCCUGUGUUACGAUAGCAGUUCUGAUGCAGUAUUUCUUGAUGGCCGCUUUCUGUUGGAUGCUGAUCGAGGGAAUUUAUCUCUACUUCUUCGUUGUGAAAGUUUACAACAUUAACACCAAGAUGUACAUGUAUCAUGUCAUCUCAUGGGGUCUUCCAGUGAUCAUGGUGGCCAUUUCACUUGGCAUCGCUGCUGGAAAAGAAGGGUUACAAAGAUAUACGAGUGAUAAAUGUUGCUGGCUUUCCUCAACUAAUAACCUGAUCUGGAUAUUUGUCGCCUUUGUGGCUUUUAUUGAAGUCCUCAACAUUUUGAUACUCCUACGAGUAAUAAGUGAGAUGAGCAAUUUGUUGCAGCCAACAGGGGCAGACCACCAUUUUCAGCAAAUACGUCUUGGCAUCAAAACAUGCGCGGUGAUGACUCCCCAGCUGGGUGUCACGUGGCUAUUCGGUCUCCUCUCGCCUGUACAUAAAGUUUUCGCUUACAUCUUCACCAUACUUAACUCUACUCAGGGUUUCCUGAUUUUCGCUUUACACGGUUUGCGAAACACUCAGAUCAGAGAGCGAUUUGAAAGAAAGAUGAACAUCGUUUUUCCAUCUUCCAUAAAGGGAAACUCCACAAGGAAGAGCUCACAGGUCAAUCCAAAUGAGGUUGGGAAUGUAUGGGCAAUUUAAUUGCAGUCAUGUGCUGAAUUUAAAUCGAAAUUGUACUUAAGUUAAAUAACUUGAUUCAGCCAAUCGGAAAUAACAACCAAAUACUUAGAACAAUCACUUAGUUAACAGCAAUAAGUCGCUUACGAUCGGUCUGAGUUACGAUCUGCAGGUAAAAAGAGGUCUGUUUCUCCAUUAUUGUUUGAGCAUUCAACUAGUUGUCUUUGAAACCUAUCAUUUUUAUGAUAAUAAGUUUAUUUUCUAGGCGAUCGUAUAUUUCCAGGCAAGAAUCAUCGAAAUAGACCAAUCUAUAAAUUUAAAUUCCUAAUGGCUCCGUAUGCUGAUGACUGCUUUGUUUCACUUACUUAGUUUACAAACUUCUUAUCAAACAUGUUAUUAUUUUUAACUAUAAGCUAUGAAUAGUCACUGAAACUAUCAGUUUCCAGAAAUUUCUAGAAUAUUUAGUCAUGCUGACAUGCAUACAAAGGAACUUUUCUGCAAAAUUUUAUUAGGUUACGUAGCUAUGGUGUAACACCACUAAAAUGGUUGUUGUAAGCUUCCGGAAUUAUCUGGAACACUUUGUACAAAAGGACUCAAUCGUGCAGCAGUAGUAGUUGUUCUUGUCGGGAGUG